This is a messenger RNA of Diversispora eburnea, 1446 nucleotides long. NCBI's taxonomy places the organism in Eukaryota, Fungi, Glomeromycota, Glomeromycetes, Diversisporales, Diversisporaceae. The record is from the annotation of a GenBank genome assembly.
AUGUAUUCAAAGGAAGAGGGCUCCCCUUCAAACGGAAAUUCAAACGAUAUUAAAUUAGAUCAGCAUGAUAUCGGUGGAGAUUCUUCUACCCUUCGACAACGUCGUCCAAAUCCAACUCCAACGGCCAAGCCGAGUUUAGCCCGUAGAAAUUAUAAAAAUUUCACACUAAUGAAAAGAAUAGUUUUAGCGAUUUUUGUGUUUGGAUUGAUUUAUAAUAAAUUCGGACGAAAUGGUAAUGAAAUUCCAUUCGAACAUGAUGAUGAAGGUUCUUCUGAACUAAACUAUGAAGAAUCGGAAUUAGCGUCUUUCCGAAUGAAUAAAUUUCGGAUUGCAAUUCGUGACCUUGGCAUCACUAUGGCAAAAAGUGAUAUUAUUGUUCAAAAUGGAGAAUCGAUUUCAAGAGUGCUCUUCAAUCUAGAUGAAGAUGUCCGUGAUACCGGUGAUAAAUUUGAUGAUUUCAUUCAUAUUUCAGAUAAAUUCUUUUGGACUACCACAAGUGAAAUGGAUGCGAUUUUACGAACGGUCAAACGAGAAAUGAUUGGUCCGUUUGAAUUUAUGUCAGACGAUGCAGGCAACUUCAUUCGUAGACGUCUUGAGGUAUUAGACGGACAAAUACCUCCAUUUCAGAAUAUUCUUGCCGCUGUUAUUGCCUCAAUUCAAAAAAUUGAAGACAGCGUAAGCAAUACGCAAGGGUACCUUAAAGAUGGUGAACGUGAGGCCCAACAAAUAUUAGAAAAACACUGGAAGGGAAGUAUAGCCGAUUAUUCAGAGCGAAAGCGAGCCGAGACUGAGCUUGUGCAAGUACGAUUUACUUUACAGAUGCUUAAAGACAUAGCACCAAACAUCAUCAACUUUGAAUCCUUUUUAAAGGAUUAUCGUCGUAAAAUCCAAGAAAUUGCAAAGGAAAUCAAGGUCGUUCCAAAAAAAAUAACUGCGGAGGAUACAAAAUACCUGAAAAAAGCAGUCUCAGAUCUUGAAAAACAAUAUGCCAAAUUCUCUUCUGCUAUGAAAAAUUUGGAUAGGAAACCAUUGGAAUCUUAUUAUAUUGAAGAUGAAUUGAAUAAUAAAAACCGUGAUUGUACGGAGUUUCAAGCAUUGCUUCAAAUUCCUAAUGCGUAUCUAAAAACCAUAAAGGUUUGGUAUUCAGAAGUGGUUAACGCCAUAGCAUUUGUAUAUACAGACGGUACAUCCAAGAUAUACGGUUUACCAAAUGAUAUGGAUCCAUAUAUAUUUGAAUGGUAUAAGGAUGAAAAAAUAAAACAAAUUAAUAAACGAGUUGGGUCAGUAUUAUAUGCAAUUCAAUUUGAAACUGAUCGAGGUCGAAUUUCUAAUUGGGUCGGCGGUGACAAAGGGAAUACAUACGCUGUGCUUUCGGGGGGACCAGCGACUGGGAUCCAUGGUAGUUUUUCUCGUCAAAUAUGUAGUAUUGGCAUUGUUGUAAAUUGA